Messenger RNA from Cloeon dipterum, 3495 nucleotides. RefSeq names its product Ribosomal protein S6 kinase II (gene S6kII). The record is from RefSeq and is a predicted model, not a curated record. The transcript has 14 exons. Bases 267 to 2489 code for a protein of 740 amino acids. Gene Ontology annotation, biological process: intracellular signal transduction; peptidyl-serine phosphorylation. Gene Ontology annotation, molecular function: protein serine/threonine kinase activity; magnesium ion binding; ATP binding. Lineage: Eukaryota; Metazoa; Arthropoda; Insecta; Ephemeroptera; Baetidae.
AAACCGGUAAACUGACAUUACUUCACACCGGCUUGUUUCGCGACCAUCCCCGGUAAAAUUUGGAGAAAUCGCCGCAAGGCGCAAGCUCCAGUGCAUUGCAGUCGCAAGCUGGCUGGCUGCCUGGCGAUUUUAGUUGUGUUCCGAUCCAAGCGUCUGAUGUCAGGCAGUGGAAGAGACCUAUCUUGCGCUUGAGAAUCGGUGUCCAAGUGUCUGAAACACGGCUGGUGCUUGUCUUAUGUGCCGAGAUCUGUUAAUGCUGUAGUGAAAUGCCGUUGGCGGUGCUGGCGGAUCCAUGGCAGCAAAUGCAAGUGCAAAUCAAGGAAGACUCGGAGGUCGCCAGCACUGAAGAAAUGGUCGUUGAUGACAACAACGAGGGGAACCACAAUGGUGACUCGACGCACGAGAUUGAGUUGCAAGAAGUGGUCAAGGAAGGCCAUGACAAGGCAGACCCGGGCCAGUUUGAGCUGCUCAAAGUGCUCGGCCAGGGCUCCUUCGGGAAGGUGUUUCUGGUGCGCAAAGUGGUGGGGCCAGAUAGCGGGACCCUCUACGCCAUGAAGGUUCUGAAGAAGGCGACCCUGAAAGUCAGGGACAGGGUGCGAACCAAGGUGGAGAGAAACAUUCUCGUCGAUGUUCGCCAUCCUUUCAUCGUUCGACUUCACUACGCGUUUCAAACCGAGGGUAAGCUCUACCUGAUCCUCGACUUCCUCCGCGGAGGCGACCUCUUCACAAGACUUUCCAAGGAAGUGAUGUUCACCGAGGAAGAUGUCAAAUUCUACUUAGCCGAGCUUGCGCUAGCUUUGGAUCAUCUGCACUCCAUUGGAAUUAUCUACAGGGACCUCAAGCCUGAAAACAUUUUGCUGGAUGCCGAUGGACACAUCUCAUUGACUGACUUUGGCUUGAGCAAGCAACCUGUUGAUGACCAGGCGUUCUCCUUUUGCGGCACAGUCGAGUACAUGGCUCCAGAGGUGGUGAACCGAAAAGGACACUCGUUCGCAGCCGACUGGUGGUCGUUUGGCGUUCUCAUGUAUGAGAUGCUGACUGGGGCGCUGCCGUUCCAAGGAAGUAAUCGCAAGGAGACCAUGACCCAGAUCCUCAAAGCAAAGCUUGGCAUGCCCGCCUUUUUAUCUCCAGAGGCGCAGGCACUUCUGAGGGUUCUGUUCAAGCGAAAUCCUGUCAACCGUUUAGGCGCAGGUCCAGAAGGAGUGCAAGAAAUCAAGGCUCAUUCAUUUUUUUCCACCAUCGACUGGGACAAGUUGUACAACAAAGAAAUCUCCCCUCCGUUCAAGCCUGCUGUGAGUCGAGCCGACGAUGCUCACUAUUUUGAUUCCGAGUACACUUCCAAGACUCCCAAAGACUCUCCAGGUGUUCCACCGAGUGCAAACGCUCACGAGCUGUUCAGGGGUUUCAGUUUUGUGGAUCCAACCUUGCUGGACGGCCAUGACAUCCAAACUCACUUGAAUCAGAUUCCGGAGAAAACGCCAGAACUUGCUACACAUUCCUACAUCAAACCUAACAAAUUGUCAGACGAGUACGACGUAGAGGAGCAAAUAGGGACUGGAAGCUACUCUGUGUGCCGUAGGUGUGUACAUAGAUCGUCAAGAGUUGAGUAUGCAGUUAAGAUUAUUGAUAAAUCGAAGCGAGACUGUCAUGAGGAAAUAGACAUACUUUUGCGAUAUGGGCAACACCCUAACAUAGUGACGUUGAGAGACGCCUAUCAAGAUGAGCACUCUGUUUAUCUCGUGAUGGAGCUGAUGAAAGGUGGGGAACUCCUAGAUCAAAUUCAGCAGCAACCCUAUUCUGAGCGCGAAGUCUCGGCUGUGAUGAAUGUUAUUGUGCAGACUGUGGCCUACCUACAUCAAAAUGGGGUGGUGCACCGUGAUUUGAAACCAUCGAAUUGUCUGUUUGCCACGACGCACAUGAACCCUCAAGGCAUUCGGUUGUGCGACUUUGGCUUUGCCAAGCAACUCCGGGCGGAAAAUGGACUGCUGAUGACACCUUGUUAUACUGCCAACUUUGUUGCGCCUGAGGUGCUAAAAAAGCAGGGCUAUGACGCUGCCUGUGACAUUUGGAGUCUGGGAAUCAUUCUUUACAUCAUGCUCGCAGGGAAAGCUCCAUUUGUGAAUUCCAGCAAUGACACUGGAAAAGAUAUCCUCGGUAGAAUAGGCGAAGGAAGAUUUGACUUGGAGAAUGGCGUUUGGAGGAAUAUUAGCAGUGAAGCCAAGGACAUGGUCUCUAAAAUGCUGGACAUGGAUCCAAACAGGAGGCCGACUGCUUCUCAGCUGCUCUCACAUCCGUGGAUAGCCAACCCAAAUUCGCUCCCUAGCCAGAAACUUCAGCCACAAAAGGCUCAGGACCUUAAGGGUUCCGUUGCUGCCACUUACCGAGCCAUGCUGCAGUCACCAAGGGCCCCUAAUCUUGGCCCAGUUGUCAUGUCUGAAUUAGCGAGAAGGCGACGCAAGUCUCGGCCAAAGUCAUCUACUGAUAUGUGAUACAAUUCCUUUGAACUCGUCUCGUAAUCUUCCUGUGUGCAAAUAGAAAACUAGAAAUUUCAAAUGUGCUACCUUUAUUAUAAAAAACACGCAUAUCAUCGUGUGGUUGCGGCAAUUUUUUAUCGCUCCUUCGGUUUACUACGCAAGACGACGCACUUGCAAGGUGCUUAAUUUUACAACGUGCAUUUGAAAAAGCAGCGCUAUAUUUUUAAGUAGCCAUUGGCUAGGUCUUAAAAUGAGAUAUACUAAUUAAUUGCCGCAAACCAGAUGGUAACAAAUGGUAUGGAAAUGAACUAUAAUCAUGUUGUUGAGAACAUUUAAAGCAUUUGUUCGUUGAUUCGCAUCUCCUUGUCAUAUAAUCUCUUCAUGGACGCCAAUAUCAAAAUGUAUGUAACUUUGUUUUACGUUUUCACCAGUUACCAUGAUGUUGAUGAAAAGUGUUAUGCAUUUACAAAGCUAUUACAAGAUCAUGUGUUGUAAUGUGGCCUAAUAUAGGAUAAUAGUUUUAUAUCAAAUAUUAUCUGACGUCAUGGAAGCGCAGUAAAAUUGUUUCUUUGUUCUAUGCAAUUAUCUUCUUUUUUCAUCUUGUCUUGUUUGAAUCAGAAAAAAUUGAUUCUCUCAUCUCGUCCCUAUAAUCAUUAGGGUUUAACUUGUAGGUUUUGAAGUGUUAACGUGUCAUUUUUGAUGUUGUCCACCCUGUACAUGUGAUAAGUUCAAAUUAAAUAAUAUGAAAUCCAUAUUAAUACAUACUUGUAAGUGUCAAAAUCCGGUAAGAAAUCCAGCUACAUCAUAUUGAAUGAAGAAUUUAAUGGUACCUUAAGACGAUAGGUGCGAUUCUGAGUAGAAAAAAGUAUGAGUUGUUGCUUAUUGAUUAAAUCGCUUUAUAAACUGCGCGCUCUAUAUUUUGUAAUUUAAAAUUUACAAAAAAUGUGUAGGAUGUUAAAGAUGAUAAUUUGUGACAUUUAAUAAUUAAGGUGACUCAAUAAAUCAACCCAUGCAAUUAAAA